Molecule: messenger RNA, 882 nt
Organism: Aspergillus heteromorphus CBS 117.55
Lineage: Eukaryota; Fungi; Ascomycota; Eurotiomycetes; Eurotiales; Aspergillaceae
Product: NAD(P)-dependent oxidoreductase
Exons: 3
Coding region: 1-882 (293 amino acids)
Molecular function (GO): NADP binding; oxidoreductase activity, acting on the CH-OH group of donors, NAD or NADP as acceptor; NAD binding
Source: RefSeq, a predicted model, not a curated record
AUGGGUCUCGCCAUGGCCAUGAACCUCCAAACUCAUCUAUCUCAAACCGGUGCCCCCUCUCUCCACUUCUACAACCGUACCCCCGCUCGCGGGCAACCACUCCUAUCCAUCGGCGGGACACAAAGCCCUAGUAUCCGGGACUUAAUCCUCGACGUCGACAUAUGUUGCAUCGCUGUUAGUAAUGGUGAUGCUGUCACCUCCAUCAUUAAUUCCGUUCUGGAGGUUCCUGGGGUAGACCUCCGCGGGAAGAUCAUCGUGGACACGUCGACUAUCUCGCCGGAUACGUCGUCGUGGGCGCAGCGCCCGAUCGCGAAAGAGGGAAAGCUUCUGUUCAUUCUCGCCGGGCAUGAGGAAGGGGUCACGACCAUCGAGCCUUUCUUGGUUGGCGUGUUGGCGAGAAAGACGUUGUAUGUGGGGGAAGAUGCUGGGAAGGCUAGCUUGCUGAAGACCACAGGCAAUUUCCUGACCGCAGGCUUCAUGGAGCUGAUUGCCGAGGCGCAUGUUCUUGCGGAGAAGACUGGGCUUGGGAAUGAGGCGCUGGAGUCCCUGAUGGAGCACCAAUAUGGACCGCUUCCGUUUGCCAUGUCAAAGCGCUUGACCGGGGGGGGGCUUUAUCUUCCAGAAAAAGGGGAACGGCCGUGGUCAGAUCUGCAGCUGGCAAUCAAGGAUGUAGGGUUGGGCGUAGAGUGUGCAGAGAAGGCCGGGACGAAUUUGCCUAUUGCUGACGUUGUUUUGAAACAUCUCGAGGAGGCGAGACAGUAUGGCGAAAUGAAUGAUAGGGCGUUGGAUUCGUCCUCGAUGUAUGGGGUGUUGCGGGAGCGUGCGGGGCUUGGUUUUGAAUCCGAGGUGGUGAAGAGGAGGGAUGGGUGCUGGUCGAGGUGA